Messenger RNA from Photinus pyralis (common eastern firefly), 6281 nucleotides. RefSeq names its product HEAT repeat-containing protein 1 homolog. NCBI's taxonomy places the organism in Eukaryota, Metazoa, Arthropoda, Insecta, Coleoptera, Lampyridae. Bases 166 to 6210 code for a protein of 2014 amino acids. Gene Ontology annotation, cellular component: small-subunit processome; t-UTP complex; 90S preribosome. The record is from RefSeq and is a predicted model, not a curated record. Gene Ontology annotation, biological process: positive regulation of transcription by RNA polymerase I; maturation of SSU-rRNA from tricistronic rRNA transcript (SSU-rRNA, 5.8S rRNA, LSU-rRNA). Gene Ontology annotation, molecular function: snoRNA binding. The transcript is spliced from 4 exons.
GCUGCUUCAGCAUUGUUCUUGAUAUUUAGUUAGGUUAAGUAAUAAUUAAUUUUCUUUUCCAUGCUUUUUUAAAUUUUUCUUCUAAGCUACUCUCAAUUACGCUGCAAAGUGUAACCUGUAACCCCGAAAAGUAUAAAAAAUUCCCUUUUUGUAUUAAGCUUCACAAUGAGUACCUCCUUAGCAGAACAACUACAACGCCUUGCCGUACCUCAAACAACUCGUCUUCAGCAAGACAAAAAGCGCGCCUCCUUACUGUUUGACCCAAAAGAAGCGGCAAGUUUAAAUAAAGAGACUGCAUACCAAAUUGGUAUAGACGGAUUAGAAGAAUUAAAAGAGCGCGAUAUAGUGUUUGCCGAGUUCGAAAAUACGAUAUUCCAUGUGACUGCGAAAGAUUUCGAACGCUCCGUCGAAACGGCACAAGCGAAUCAAAAGUUAGAUAAAAACAUUAGGAGAUUUUUGUAUUUAUUGUCCCCACAUUUUAUGUUUAACUGCUCAUAUAAAGCAUUGGAAUGGCUAGUGUAUCGUUAUUAUAUUCACGAGUAUAAUAAGGAGGAUUUGUUAAUGUUAAUUUUACCUUAUCACGAAACAAAUAUUUUUGUGAGAACGUUACAAUUGUUAAACUUGAAGAGUCCAAAGGAUAAGUGGCAUUGGAUGAAACCGUUACAAAAAACCGGAGUGCACUUAACAAAACAAGUUUUGUACAACAAUUUAGCGUCAAAUUCGCAUUUUUUGGAGUGUAUUUCAAACUACGUAGUCAACAUUGUGAAAGAACAUACAAACCCAUCGUGCUUAACCACAGUGUAUAAUUUUUUCUGCAGCUCGUUUGCGGGAGCUCUCGAGUAUUCGGAACAGGUCACCGAGAUACAAAUAUCACAAAUGCUCCCUGUUCUCCUCAAUGGAUUAUCGUCGAACACACCCGAUUUUGCAGCGUCUUCGUACAUUAUAUGCGCACAGUUAUUUUCGAAGAUUCAACUUUCUUCCAAAAUUUUGAACAAAUUUACGAACAAAAUUUGUCAGGUUCAAGUUGCCAAGUUGAAAAACGAAGCGGUAUUAGUACUGCUCGUUCUGUAUCAAACGCAAAAGCAUCACACUUUCAUGGCGAAUAUUAAGAUAUUAAGCGGCAGUCAAUUGGGUCUCGUGAGAGUGAUUGAGAAAUACCAUCGGGAGGGGAUGAAUGUGAAUCCAUUGCUGAUUGCCAUAUUGAAGAGUGCGAUUGAAGAGAUACUAAUGAGGGACGAUGAAGGUUGCAAGAUGUUUGUAGAUGAAAUCUUAAAUGAAAUUAAAUUUGAUCAACAGUUUAUUGAUCCCUUAAUUAGAUGCCUUUUGGAAACCUGUAGCGACAUUAAUAAAUCGUCGACGAAAAAUAAUGAUUGGGUUAAAGAAUUUCUGUGCAAAAUUGAAAGACAGUAUCCGGCCGAAUUUGACAAAGCAAUUAAAGACAUAAUGAAAUUGACAAAGAAACGGACAUCCUUACAAAAAACCAUCUGUGACAUAUUGGGCGACAUCGGCAAUAUCGAUAGUAUUUACGAUUUAAUGGAAAAGCUGUAUCAUCCAAAUUCGGACACGCGUUUGGAAAGUGUAAAAGUGUUGCGGAAGAAAUUUGACGUGUUUCGGGAGAGGGAUCGCGAGGCGAUUGAAAAUGCGAUCUUAGAUCGGAUUAAGGACGAUUGCGUUGAAGUGACGUGUGCGACGUUGGAGGAAUUUCGAAUGAAGCUCGCCAGUCUUAAUUUCGAUCGUUUGAAGAGUGCUCUAUUGGAGCUUAUAGUUCGCUGCCAGAACGCCCCCGCCUUCUUGCCAGCUUUACCGAUGGCCCUUGAGCUGUUAUGCCAGUACUUUGACGCGUCCGAUAUACAGAUUUUCCUCACAGUUUUACCAUUCUUACUUCCAACUUCUGAAGCCGAACUUGCAACAGCGCGUUUGGUGUUGAAGUCAACAUACGGGGCGAAGUCACCGAUGUUGUUACAUGCUGGUAAAAAUCUUGCCAAGGUAAAUGCAUUUGCUUUCGCAUCGAACGUGUAUCAAAGCUUGUGCGAAAACGUGCACCCAUUAGAUAUGUCCGUGUUGGUAAAAACCUUGAAGGAGAUGCCCGAAGGUACAAAUACUGUUUAUAAAUGUAUGGGGUUGUUGCUCAUGUGUAGUGCACUUCCUUCCACAACCGAUUUUGAAAUUGCAUGCUUGGUGCUGGACAUAAUUGAGAUGUACAUGUCCCAAAAUGAGAUUUCUCAAAGUGAACAGUCAGUGUCAAGCUACAUCCUAUUGGCAAGAAAAAAUAAAUUAAGUUUGCAUUGCUUGCUGGAUUGCGUGAAGAAGUUGAUUUCUAAAAUUACACCGAAGAAUGUCUCACUUAAUUGCCACGAUUUCAACAUGAAUGAAGAGACAUCGACGUUUAUUAUUCGAAUCUUAAAGAUGUUGACUAAGGGAACAUCAAAGAAAAAGAAAGCGAAAUCAGAAGCCUACAAGUCUGCUCUGAGUCUCUUUCUCAAACAUUUUUGCUCCAACGACGUCACUCUUACAAGCGAAUUUCUUUUAAAUCUGACAAUUAGCGAUAAUCAACUAAUUGACGAAGAGCUUCGGUUUAAUUGCAUACUACUGCUGAAAUCUAUUACAGAGAAAAAUGUUAAGUUGUCAAAAACAGGUCUUGUUAUUCCUUACUUACUGGUGGGGCUCACUUCUCACGAUGCAGCCUUGAGGAAGGAGAUUGCCGAUGUUUUAAUCUUCUAUUACACAAAUCUUCAGCCGGCCCACGCAGCUUAUGCUUUCUUGGUGCAAUUUUCCGAACAUAUUCAAGAAGUCGUGAUGGAUAACGAAGGAUGCGCGCAAGUGAUACAAACCGUUUACAUGACGGACGCAGCCAAAACCCUAAUUCGGCAACUUGCAGAGUUACUCCAUGGCAAUUAUCCACUUUACUUCAAAGCUGGCAUUCUCACUCUAUUACACAAAACAGCCGAUUUUCAAAUAUACAACAGCACCUCGCAAACAGCCGCCGAAAUUCUGAAGAAUUGCGGAGAAACGUUUGACGCUCCCCAGUCUAGAAUAAUUGAAAUUAAUAUUGGCAGCUUUAGCAAUCAUCACGCCAGGGAGGUGAACGAAAACUCGACGGCUUGGUCUUUUAUUUCUUCGUGCAUCCGCAAUGAUAAAUCCAUCCUUGCCAACGAGAAGCAAACCUGUCCGUCCGCGCUGAUGCUGGAGGGGAUCGACCGAGAGAUCUUUUCGCAUUUAAAGCAAAACGUGAAGAAGCUAAUCUUAAAUGAAAUCAUCGAGGUCGCCACGAAUACAACAAAUGCGGAGGUGCUGCAAGCCGCCGGUCACGUAUUUAAGCGGAUCGACAUCGAUUCUACUUUAGUCUUGGAACCGUUACAGCGUAUGAAAGACGUUCGUUCACCUUCACUUAACCCCCAAAAGUUGAAACGUCGCGUUACCAUCGUGCCCACUGUGGAUAUUUUAGAAACUGCCGAUUGGCGGAGGGGCGUUACCGUACUGGAAUUCAUACAGGAUAAGAAAAAAAUUCGAAAUACCAAUUUGUUAUUGGGGACGUUGUUCGAAAUUUUGAAAAAGUGUCUGGAUUUCGAAGAGCAGGCGAACGUAGAGUAUCCGAAACAGUUGUUGCUGUCGACAAUUUUGCAUUGUUGCCAAAAGCUGGAUAGUAAGAUUGCCGAGGGUGCUUUUGAUAUGCAGCUUGUUGUCCAGUGUAUCAGAGCAUCUCAAAAUCCACAAACUCACCAUCACGCCUUAUUGUUAUUGGCGGAAAUCGCAUCUUUAAUUCCGAAACAAGUGCUCCACCACAUUAUCGCCAUAUUUACGUUUAUGGGAUCCUCCGUCCUACGCCACGACGAUGAGUACAGCUUCCAAAUAAUUACGAAAAUUAUAGACACAGUUACGCCCAUAUUAAUAGAAGAUGGCAAAACGGAAAGUGUCGCGCAGGUAUUGCGUGUAUUCGUCGAUGCCGUGUUAGACAUACCAGAACAUCGCCGCAUGCGUCUUUUCAAGCAGUUGUUAACGCGAAUUGAUACAAAAGAAAACUUGCAUUUAUUUGUACUGAUCGUACUGGAAGCGCAAGUGGUGCACGGUCAAGCUGAAAAACAAAAGGCGCACAAGUCGCUAACAACUAACGAAUCGCCCAAACGUUUGGACAUCGCUGCAGAAUUGUGCAGGGAAUUUUCACCUGAAAUAGUCAUAAACACUUGCAUUAAAGUGUUACAGUACUUGAGCAAGCUUCCGGAGGAGAAAAAGAAUGACACUCAAAACAUUGACAACUAUACUUUUGAUAUCCAGCGAUACACCCCUAAACAGUUCCGCCAUUACAAAUAUAUAAUAAUAUUCUUCAUAUCAAACUUGCUCAGCUCGAAACAGUUUGUAACACAAGUAGCCGCACUCUCAGAAACCGAUAUGCAACAGUUAGAAACUUCUUUUAAGGAAGCAAUCAUUGUAAUGCUUAAACACAUUCAGACGACCGCCAAAUUAGUUGACAGCAAUAUAAACACCCCCCAAUCGCAGUACUGGCGAGUCAUGCUCCACUACAGUUGCGACACUUUAGAUGCGCUCAAUUCCCUGCUGACAGAAAAAAUGUUCCUGCUUGUAAUACACGGUUUGAUGGUUUACAGUCUCAGCACUAUACGUAAACGCGCCUUAGAUUUGCUGAACAACAAACUGCAAGAUAAAACGGAUUUCAUCAACGAAUGCGAUAAGGAAGAACUUUUCAAUGUAAUUGUAACCCCCCUCAUCAACAUAAUACGAACGAUCGAAGACCCGAAUCUGGAUGCCGAUCAAGAGCAAGUCAUUCAAAAAGCGCUGCUCUCGUUAAAAUUAAUUGUUAAACAUCUUGGGGCCGAUAAUCCCGAGAAAUUUCGACCAAUUUUGAACUUCACAGCCGAGUUGGUGCAAAACGGGCGUGGCGCAAUCAGUGACAAUGUUCUCGCCUCACUUAUACUAUGCGUUGCCGAGUUGUGCAAUCAACUGCGCGCCCAUGCGAUAACCAGCUUGACCAAGUGCAUGCCGGUGAUGCUCAAACUGUUAAAGCCGAACAAGGAAGCUGCUCCAAGUUUGUUGGUCACCAGCAAUGUGGCCGCUAUUAACAAAAUUCUGGAUAGUCUGUCGCUUUUUCUGAGCCCGUUCCUCAAAAAGCUGUUGUGUGGGGUUUCAAUACUUGCGGCGAAGUGGGGUAUGCUACGAUCAGAUGAUGCAAAGAUAACUGUGUUUAACGCGAAGGUGCAGAGUGUACAGGGGAAGCUGGGGCAGUUGGUACCAUUUCGUGUGUUGCUGCCUGCCGUUCAAGAGUCAUAUGCAGAGUUGGUAAACAAAGGGAAAUUUUCUGGAAUCGAACCCUUAAUGAAAAUUUUAUGCGAGAGCCUGAAUGCUUUGAAAGGCAAUGACGUUCAAGGUCAUUUGGGAGAUUUGACAAACUUCUUUUUGCAAGCUCUUCAACUGCGCACAGACGGCAAGUGCGAAGAUGUAGAGCAAAUUGAAGAGAAUAUUAUUAAAGCAAUCAGCAGCUUGGUUUUAAAAUUAUCUGAAACAACAUUCAGACCAUUGUAUUAUAAAAUAUUCGAUUGGGCAGUGCGAACGGAUGUUAAAACCGCACGUGUGAUCACCUUCUACAAUUUAUCGCAUGUGUUUGCGAACUCUCUGAAGGGAUUGUUCUCCUUGUUCGCCGGCCACUUCCUAAACAAUGCUGCGAAACUUUUAGAUGAAUGCAACCAAGUAAAAAGUGAAAGUCUCUACUUUGACGAGGAGACUAAAAGCGUAAUGCUUGUCGAGAAUAUUUUAAAAACUCUUCACACAAUUUUCAUGUACGACAGCCAAAAGUUUGUGAAUAAGGAACGGUUUGAGGUGUUAAUGCAACCAAUCGUCGACCAAUUAGAAAACGCGUUGGACGGGUUGGAUAAUUUAGAAAGUAGAGCGAACAAAAUUUUAAUUCCGUGCAUAGCGCAGUUCGCAGUAGCGACAGCCGAUGACUCCCUGUGGAAACAAAUGAAUUACCAAAUUUUACUCAAGACCAGGCACAACACGUCCAAAAUCCGCUUAAUAGCCCUAAACGCCGUGGGCGAAACUGCGAAGAAAUUGGGCGAAGAUUUCCUGCCACUUUUACCCGAGACGAUACCUUUCCUCGCCGAGCUGUUGGAAGACGAAGAUGAAGUCGUCGAGAAGUCCUGUCAAAAGAUGCUACAAGAACUUGAGAGGGUUUUAGGGGAACCAUUGCAAAAAUAUUUUUAAUUAGUAAGGUAUAAAAUUUACUUGGAUCAUACUAAUUACAUUGUUAUUGUAGAAUAAAUUAUAUUUGAAGA